UUUAACUCAAUGAGUGGUUUAGGGUGGAGGAUGGUGUAAUAAUCAUAGGAGCUGUGUGUAUCGCAAAACAAGUCGGCGUGGUUCCUCUAAAUUCAUGGAAAAAGCUUUGGCCUUCACUGGAAUUUUGAGCAAUAAACCUGAAGAGAAUCCUGACUUCUUUAAUUGGAACAGGAUCAAGUUGCGAUACUGCGAUGGUGCCUCUUUCUCUGGUGAUAGUCAGGAUGAGGGUUCACAGCUUUUCUAUCGAGGACAACGAAUCUGGCAAGUGGCUAUGCAAGAAUUCCUGUCUAUAGGCAUGCAGCAAGCAAACCAGGCUCUGCUUUCUGGAUGUUCAGCUGGAGGACUAGCUUCCAUUUUGCACUGUGAUGAGUUCAGGGAACUAUUACCUAGUUCCACGAAAGCGAAAUGCUUAAGUGACGCUGGAAUGUUUCUGGACGCAGUGGAUGUCUCUGGGGGGCACUCGCUUAGGAAUGUGUUCGAAGGUGUUGUUAUGGUUCAGAACCUCCAAAAGGACUUGUCCAGUACUUGUACAAACCAUAUGGAUCCUACUUCGUGCUUCUUUCCUCAGAACUUGAUUUCAGACAUCAAAACUCCAAUGUUUCUUCUCAACACAGCAUAUGACUCUUGGCAGAUCCAAGAGAGCUUAGCUCCUCCAACUGCUGAUCCAGGCGGCAUUUGGAAGGCAUGCAAAUCAGAUCACUUGCACUGUAAUUCAUCACAAAUCCAAUUCUUCCAAGAAUUCAGGACUCAGAUGGUGCUUGCUGUAAACUCAUUCUCCACAUCUGACCAGAACGGUCUUUUCAUAAACUCUUGCUUCGCGCAUUGUCAGACUGAAAGACAGGACACCUGGUUUGCUCAAGAUUCUCCCCAACUAAACGGGAAGAGAGUGGCGGAAUCUGUAGGUGACUGGUACUUCGACCGAGCAAAAGAUGUCAAAGCCAUUGACUGUCCUUAUCCGUGCGACACAACAUGUCACAAUCUGAUUUUCGAUUUUAAUCAGUCAGCUCUAGAGAUCUCAGCUUCUUCAAGGUUUUGUUUUCCUCUCUUUAGAGCCUCUCUGGUCCUUCUAGUGUUGACAAAACUCAUCCCCAGAUUCUUAGUUUAGUAGGUAUAGUGAAAUCAUUCUUUAUCUAUAAACCAUUGUCGAAUCUAGUUAGUGACAAAAUCCAUGUCAUUACAUAGAAUAGAAUAUCAAAA
Camelina sativa (false flax) is the source of this 1197-nucleotide messenger RNA. NCBI's taxonomy places the organism in Eukaryota, Viridiplantae, Streptophyta, Magnoliopsida, Brassicales, Brassicaceae. The record is from RefSeq and is a predicted model, not a curated record.